Coccidioides posadasii C735 delta SOWgp is the source of this 897-nucleotide messenger RNA. RefSeq lists its product as uncharacterized. NCBI's taxonomy places the organism in Eukaryota, Fungi, Ascomycota, Eurotiomycetes, Onygenales, Onygenaceae. The record is from RefSeq and is a predicted model, not a curated record. Gene Ontology annotation, molecular function: oxidoreductase activity.
AUGGCUUCGUCAGGAGCUGGCACUGGUGGCAGCUUUCAGCCUAUUCGACAAGGGCAGGCUCAGCAACAGCCAGGAUAUGAGAAGCACAUGACUCCAACCAGUGAGGCAACCAAACUAGAGUCUGAAGGCCGAUUCGUGGAAUAUGUUGGUUCCAACAAGCUCAAGGACAAGAAAGUUUUGAUAACUGGCGGAGAUUCUGGAAUUGGUCGAUCAGUCGCUAUUCUCAUGGCUCGGGAAGGAGCUGAUGUAACUAUCGUAUUUCUUCCGGAAGAACAGGAGGACGCAAAUGACACAAAGAAAGCGGUAGAACGGGAAGGGAAGAAGUGCUUGCUCGUCCCCGGAAAUUUGAUGAAUAACGACAACUGCAAGAAGGCGGUGGAUGAGCAUGUGAGCGCAUACGAUCGAGUCGAUGUUCUGGUUAACAACGCUUCAAAGCAGAUCAUGUGCAAGGAUUUUGCUCAGAUCGACCUAGACAACGUUGCCAGCACGUUUCAGAGCAAUAUUUUACAGAUGUUUGCCAUUACUAAGUUUGCAAUUCCGCAUAUGAAGAAAGGAAGCUCUGUCAUCAAUACAACCUCGGUUGUAGCGUUUAGAGGGUCAUCCUCUAUGGUUGACUAUUCCUCGACAAAAGGAGCUAUUGUAAGCUUCACCAGAGCCCUAGCAAAGAAUUUAGCCCCAAAGGGUAUUCGUGUGAAUGCUGUAGCACCUGGUCCUGUGCACACCCCCAUCCAGCCAGCCUCUCGGCCUCCCGAACAAAUGGAAGGCUUUGGGUCCGGUUCCACGAUCGGGAGACCAGGUCAACCGAGUGAAAUUGCUCCAACUUUCAUAUGGCUGGCAAGCAAUGAAGGUGCUCUGUACUAUGGUCAAAUUAUGCACCCCUAUGCACUUGGGGAUUAA